CGUCGUGACUACAAGCGGCAGGUUGUGUUCUCCUCGGUAAAAUAUUUUUGUUUAAUGAUAGUGUGAGCGCUAAGAAAAAAUGGAUUAUCAUUUACAGCUGGCCAUAUUAUUGUUGGCCGUCUGCAGUUGCUGUGGAUUACCGAAUAAUACACGUCCGUACAACAUUUUGGCAUUUCUACCAGCUGAAACCAAAAGCCAUUUCAUGGGGUUCCAACCUCUCCUGGAGACAUUAGUGACCAGAGGUCACAAUUUGACUCUAGUCUCACCAUUCUCGUUAAGUUCGUCGUUGCCACACUACACUCACAUCAAAGUGGAAGUCACCGAAAACGUGGCAGGUAGCAUGAACUUUCUGGACAAGAACUCGCUGAUGAACCGACUGCCGCUGUACCUAGUCUCGCUGUGGCUGGGCCCGACGAUCACCGAGACCGCGCUGGCCAAGAAGUCGGUCCGGGACUUCGUGCUCGGCGACCGGUCCGCGUUCGACCUGGUGCUGUUCGAGAACUUCUUCCACGAGUGCUUCGUGACGCUCGGCCACAAGUACGGGGCGCCCGUCGUGCAGCUCCUGCCGUUCGUCGCCAACCCCAGGGUGUCGCAGUGGCAAGGCAACCCGUACGCGACCGCGUACGUGGCCGACUUCACGGCCCACUACGCGGCGCCCAUGACGUUCGUCCAGCGUGCGAAGAACGCCGUGGCCGUCCUAUUCGACACGUGGGUCAACCGGCUGCUCUACGUUCCGCGACAGCAGAAACUCAUGAGUGAACACUUCGCGUACGGCGGCCAUGAGGGCCGACCAGAGAUAGCGGCCAUGCUCCAGAACGUGUCCCUCACGUUGAUCAACACCCACCCGGUGAUUGGCUCGGCCACGCCGUACGUGCCGAGUUACGUGCCGGUGGCCGGCAUGCACACGAGGCCGUCCAAACCGCUGCCUACGGACCUAAAAACCAUUUUGGACUCAGCUGAACACGGAGUGAUUUACUUUAGUUUGGGUUCAGUAGUCAAGUCGUCUAAAAUGCCCAGGGAAGUAGUGUCGCUUCUGUUAUCGGAAUUAGCCAAGCUCAAGCAAACAGUUCUGUGGAAAUGGGAAGAUGAUCAAAUACCCAACCUUCCGAAAAACGUCAAGGUCAGGAAAUGGUUUCCGCAAAAUGAUAUAUUGGGUCACCCCAAUUGCCGGUUGUUUAUCACGCACGGCGGCAUACACAGCCUGAUCGAGUCUAUCUACCACAGCGUGCCAAUGCUGUCCAUACCUGUAUUCGGUGACCAAACACACAAUUCAAUCCAAGCCGAAAGCAAGGGAUUCGCUUUAUAUGUGCCCUACUUUGAACUGACAGCCGAGGCUUUCGGAACGAAACUUCAACAACUUUUGCGAGAUCCUAAGUACGGCGAGGCGGUCGCAAAGGCAUCGUCGAUAAUGCGGGACACCCCGACGUCCAUCAUCGAUAAUGCCGUAUUUUGGAUCGAGUUCGUCGUCCGACACAAAGGCGCGCCCCACCUGCGUACAGCCGCCAACCAACUCUACUGGUUUCAAUAUUACAUGUUGGACGUGAUCGCAGCCGCUAUGGUUUUGUUGACCGUCGUUUCGUAUCUCUGUUUCAAGUGUUUGUCGUACUUGCUUAGGAGAAUAAUCGGUUGCAGCGCUAAGACCUCCGCUUCAAAAGUAUCGAAAAGCAAAAAGAAAAGUCAAUGAUAAUCCACAACAAUAUUACACAGGUGUACUUACUACAUUGUAUGGCUGACCACCAUCGCCGUGUACCUAGGUAUUUAGGUACUAUUUACCCUGCGCACGCUGUUCAAAUCAUUUAUAAAAUAUGAUCAUAAGCUUAUAUACAUUUAUAAAUAGGUAAUAUUAUAUAAUAUGUCAUUUGUACUCGUAUUUAUAUUCACCUCUUGGUAUCUAUUUGGUUAUAAUAUUAUAAGCGAAUACUGGUUAUUGUAACCUCGUCCGUGAGACGUUUAAAUAUUAAUCUAAAUAAUACUGUAUCUGUACCUAAUACUAAUUUUUUUGUUUGUCCAACGUACAAUAAA
Messenger RNA from Melanaphis sacchari, 2022 nucleotides. RefSeq names its product UDP-glucuronosyltransferase 2C1-like. The record is from RefSeq and is a predicted model, not a curated record. NCBI's taxonomy places the organism in Eukaryota, Metazoa, Arthropoda, Insecta, Hemiptera, Aphididae. Gene Ontology annotation, molecular function: UDP-glycosyltransferase activity. Bases 80 to 1684 code for a protein of 534 amino acids. The transcript is spliced from 6 exons.